AUGAAUGUUACUCGCACACACCCAGUAUUUUUGUUGAGCUGCACUCUGGCUAUCGUCGGAUGGUUGAUUACAUUGGCAGGUCUGUGUGCAUCAAGAGGUGUCAUUCAAACAAUCUAUUGGUGUACUGUGGUUUUCGAGUUCGGGCUAUUGGCAUUUGUGUGUGCUGUUGUAUUUACGAAUAGCUUACCAAUAUAUUAUCCAACCAUUCUUUCAUUAAUUGUUCUCAGUGUGCCUUAUGGAAUUGAUGAAAUACAAUACCACCUUAUGAUUGGUCAGCCUGCGUUGUCUGCAUCUGCCUCGGGAUUUAUUGUAUUGAUGACAGCAAAGUUUUCUUGGCUAUUUCUGUUUGGUAUUCAACCAAAUUUAAACGAAUACUACUCCUUCAAAGAUUAUCAGAGCUGCACAAGUUCUAACAACCAGUCUUAUGACACAGUUGUUGUGCCUAAUCCUGUUGUGGAGGUCCAUAAGAAGAAACCUCAUUACAACCUUCCUGUGCCUGUCCAGGCAUCUUAUCCACGCACAAUGUAUUCUCACGAGGGACAAGGAAUAGUUCCGAUCUAUCACUCCAAUCCUGAUGUAUGCCAUUUGAUGGAAAAUGGUCGACAUGUUGCUGAUCCCAGAGAUCCUGAUGAGCUAUCUUUUGAAAAAGGAGAAAAGCUUAAUAUACAUGAACAAGAAGGAAAUUGGUGGAAGGCUCAAAAGGCUGACGGAAGUCUUGGGAUGGUACCAAGUAAUUAUAAUCAAAAUCAAAAUCAAAAACUUAUCCAAGAGUUGAAAUUGAUUGUUGUAUUGAUUUAUAGUACAAUCUUGUAA
Phycomyces blakesleeanus NRRL 1555(-) is the source of this 813-nucleotide messenger RNA. RefSeq lists its product as hypothetical. The transcript is spliced from 6 exons. The record is from RefSeq and is a predicted model, not a curated record. Gene Ontology annotation, molecular function: protein binding. Lineage: Eukaryota; Fungi; Mucoromycota; Mucoromycetes; Mucorales; Phycomycetaceae. The coding region runs from base 1 to 813 and encodes 270 amino acids.